AACGAAGCGGGAGCCAUGCCCGUCCCCGCCGCAUACCUCGGCGAAUCCCCCGCCGCGGCCUUCGCAUCCUCGGCCUCGCUUGUCCCGCCGCCGCCGAUAAACACGCGGCAGCCUGGCGUCGUCACCUCGCUGCUGUACAGCGGCUCCAGGUUCCGGGGCCACCAGAAGAGCAAAGGGAACUCGUACGACGUGGAGGUCGUGUUACAGCAUGUCACCAUGGAGGAUUCCUACCUGUGUGGCUACCUGAAGAUAAAGGGACUGACUGAGGAAUACCCGACUCUGACCACAUUCUUUGCCGGAGAGAUCAUCAGCAGGAAACGGCCAUUUCUCACCAGGAAAUGGGAUGCAGAUGAAGAUGUGGAUCGUAAGCAUUGGGGCAAGUUCCAGGCCUUCUACCAGUAUGCAAAGACCUUCAACUCAGACGAUUUUAACUAUGAGGAUCUAAAGAACUCUGACUUUAUUUUCAUGAGGUGGAAGGAGCAGUUCCUGGUCCCAGACCAUACUAUCAAAGACAUCAGCGGCGCUUCCUUUGCUGGAUUCUACUACAUCUGCUUCCAGAAAUCCACAGCAACGAUCGAGGGUUACUACUACCACAGGAGCUCUGAAUGGUACCAGUCUCUAAACCUCACCCAUGUUCCAGAGCACAGUGCAGCCAUCUAUGAGUUCCGGUGACCCCGGCCAACAUCGUGGAUCUUUAAUUUUUUUAUUUUUAUUAUUGGACGGACAAAGACUUGGGGCUAAAGCACAGUUAUGCAGAUGCUACUGUGGAGGAAAAGGAGAACAACCAAGGUCGAGAACGUGAGCUUUGGCAAAGUGCUCGUGUGUUCUCACUCAACGGAUGGACAGCUGACCGAUCAGUGGACGGGACAAAUGAAUGUAUGCACAGAUGAGAUGAGAAGGAGGAGCCAGUUCUGCUCACUGGCUGGAGCUUGUGACGUCGGAACCAGCAGCAGAGACUGGGUGUGGGUCAUAUCAAACAGCCAUUCUAUCACGUGUUUUAAUGUCUGGUUUUAAAAGACGCUUUGCCAAGCAUCUCAAGACACUUUCUAAGCUGAGCUGGGAAUGUCUCCCUCUUUCUGUUGAAACUAGAAAUGUUUCCCAGCUUUCAUCCAGCAGAUGCAGAACGAGCUACAUAAACACGUUCGGCGACAGCAGGACAAGGACUCCUCGGAAGAGUCCGCUUUUAUAAACACAAUCCCUCAAGAAGUACAAUCACGUCAAUUUUGCUUUUCAAGAUUAUAGCUCUUCCCGUUUGAGGAAUCAGAGCUUUAAUUGAACCAUAAGCUACAGUAAAAUAACAGUAUUCUUUUUUUAACGCUAAGCUGGUAUUAGUUUGCCUGCCCAGAGUAUGGCUGCAGCGUGGCACCUUUUUUUAAAGGCUGAAGUGUGAGUGAUACACAAAACAAGCUUUUCCCCUGUGUUUCGUCAAACCUUCUUGUGAGAUUAUUAUCACGUGAUUGCUGUGGAUCUGAAUCUAUUGAGAAUUUGCACAAAGGUGGAGUACGCGUUACCAACGCCUGCAGUCGGAAUUCUACAUUCGCAUUCCUCAGUACACAAGCUCCGAGCGUCACGGUGGCAGGUCAAGCUUUGACUUUGACUGUUUUUAAAGUGUUUUGAGCCAAAACAACGACAUAGAAGUAUUCAGAAAGAAAGUAUUUUAUUUAGCCCUGCGCUCUGAAUUAAACACAGAGCUUUUUACCUCCCUAUGUGUCAUUUUAAAUUAAGACCCACCCCCCCACUAUCCCUACAUUUACACGUCUCCUCGACUAUGCAACACUGUCAACAUAGCACUCUCCAAACAUCAAACCUCCGGAUUUCAGAGACAAAAAGUUUAUUCUAUCGUUAAAGAGUAUAUGAAAAAUUACAAAAAAAAGAAUCUAUCUUCAUUAAAAGAGGUAUUUUUGUUAAAUUGCCUAUGAAAUCACCCUCCUCCCCGGUCAUGAUCCCCCUCCAUGUGAUGGUGCCAUCUUUUUAAACGUUUAUCAGAGUUGUAUUAUAACAGGUCAGAAGUGUGUUUGAGAACAAGCCUGGAUUUGAUUGAUGUGUGACUGUAAAGAAUCGAUUGCAGAUUUGAAAAACAGAAAAAACAAUUGGUUUCAAAAACUUU
Pleuronectes platessa (European plaice) is the source of this 2107-nucleotide messenger RNA. Its product is annotated as glucose-induced degradation protein 4 homolog. Bases 16 to 672 code for a protein of 218 amino acids. Gene Ontology annotation, cellular component: extrinsic component of membrane; GID complex. The transcript is spliced from 6 exons. The record is from RefSeq and is a predicted model, not a curated record. Lineage: Eukaryota; Metazoa; Chordata; Actinopteri; Pleuronectiformes; Pleuronectidae. Gene Ontology annotation, biological process: negative regulation of gluconeogenesis; proteasome-mediated ubiquitin-dependent protein catabolic process; protein catabolic process in the vacuole.